AUGCCGGACUCUUGUGAAUACUCCUCGAGUGGGGAGAGCGACUACGACAGCGAUCGGGACUCGAUCGGGGCGUUCGAGAAUGACGAUGUCGAGGCCGACUGCGGGGCCUCCUCGUCAGCCCGGUCCUCUACUCAGGUAAAGCAGCGCAUGACGUCUCCGGUUGGAUUUUUCCAUCCUUCGGUACUCUUACCUUAUUCGAUUUGUGCGAUGAUCGAUUUUUUGCUUUUCGUGGGGCUCAGCUGGUAUGUAAUUUUAAGGUUUCGAGGUCUGUGAAUUUGGCGCGGUCUUCGACUUGUGGGUCUGGAUUGGAACACGAAUUUGAAUCUAGGGGUGCACCUGCUGCUUUUCCCUGCGCUUGCUUUAUUGUGAACGAGGAAUUUGAAUUGGGGGGAUCCUGCUUAUUCCUGUUUGUUUGAUCUGUUUGCCCUGGGUAAUGUUGUUUUUCCUCUAGUCUGUUAUUGUUCUUCUCGUUCCCAUGGAGUAGAUAUCAUGGUAGUUCUGCCUUUCUUGUAGAGCGAGAUCAGCAAAAAUGAAUUGUUGCGGAACUUAAUUCAUACUUUUUGUUUUUUUUGUAGGUGAUUACGAAGGAGUCCUUGUUGGCAGCGCAGGUAUUACUUUGAACUUUGCCCCAAACUAAGAUGUGGGAAUUUAAUUGUUUUUAAUUUACUUUUGAAGAUGUUUGUUACUCAUAAUUCUCUAGUUGAAGGUUUGGACAAUCAUUAUCUUUAUUAUUUCAAUAUUUUCAGAAGAAGCAGACCGAACUUCAUAUUGUAGCUCGGUUUUCUUGUCUCUAUCAUGCCUUUGAAUGUCUUUCGACCUGGUUAACUGUUGUAAAUCUAUUUUGCUAAGUCAAUGGCUUCUGAGCUAUGUUCUCUUUCUUUGCGGUCUUGUAGAGAGAGGACUUGCAUAGGGUCAUGGACUUGCUACAGUUGCCCGAGCAGCAUGCCAGGACGCUACUUAUCUGUCACCGAUGGGAUGUUGACAAGAUUUUUGCGAUUCUUGUGGAAAGGGGGAGAGAUCGGUUAUUUUCGGAUGCUGGAGUAACUUUACUGGAUUCUAGGGAUUUCCCUUCGUCCGUGUCUUCAUCUCCAUUUUCGUGCAAUAUCUGUUUUGAGGAUGUUGCUCCCGUCAACACCACCAAGAUGGACUGCGGGCACUGUUACUGUAAUGACUGUAAGUUUUCUAAUUUUUGAUUUAUUUGAUAUUACUGGUUGAUUGUUGCAAGAUAAUUCAAUAGUCAUUAGAUAGGCCUUGUCAUAAGCGUUGGGAUGGAUGGUAAUGAAUUUUAGGAUGGGCUAGCAUAUUAUCUGGGAAAGAAUAAGGAACCUUUUAGUAUCUCGGAGGGAACGAGGGAUCUUUUCGUAGGCUAACAUAAUAGUUGAUAGCGGGCAAGGAUGUGAUAGUAUUUUAGUAAGAUCAAGGGUCUGUAGCAAACUACUUAAGAACGUGGAAGGGAUCUGAUCGUGUUGAAAUCUGAUAUCUCAACCUUGAAAUUUUGUAAACAGCACCAACAGAAAAUGGGAUAGAAUAUGCCUACAGAAAUAGGGGUAACUUUCCAUGAAAAUUCCGAAAUAAGCACAUGUUCCUGCUAAACUGACAUCUUCUAAUAAUACCUUGUCAAGUAUCUUGUUGUUAAUUUCAUGGAUGUCCGUAUUUAAAUGUUUUCUCAAAUAGAAAUUUCAGCAGCAUCAGGUAAAAUAUUGUCCGCAUUUUAUAGGAAGUUGGUAUACACAGAAGAGUGAAUAGAAUAAGAAAGAUACUGCUGGCAUGUGUGGGUUGGAUGGAUAGAGUGUUGGCUGAUGGAGCAGGCAAAAAGGAAUUGAAGAGAGUUGAGCUUGGGAGAGGUUUGUGGGACCUCAAAUGGGCGGAACUAGUUGUGGUUAAGAAUUGGAGGUUAGGAUGUAAUUGCUUGCCAGAUGGUCAAACUGACAAGAGAUGGGUUCCAGGAGAGAUUUUUCUUGUCGUUGAUUUUGCUACAGGCCAAUGCGGGUAGAUUCCAACAGCUGAUUAGAGUUUGCAUUGACUUGCCGGAUAUUUACUUCUCAUGUCAUGAUUCCUCCCGUUUGUUUACUUAGUUCGAGGCUAAAAAUAUGUAUAAUAUUUUCUUCCAACGAGAAAAUACUCUCGGUUUUUCAAUAUGAUGAAUAUAAUGCACAGUAUGUUAAGUUUGCCGAAGAACUAUAGCAUAUUCUUUAUAAAAUUUGGCACCCCCAAAAAGAUGUUGCAUUUAUUUGACAACGUGGAGAUUGUCAGGAAAGAGUCAGGAUAUGAUUAUUACAAUAAUUACGAUGAAAAUUUAUCUCAGGACAAGAAAAUACAUAUGGGGCACAUCUUUAUGAGCUUUGUGUAAGAGAUUCUUCGGUUGACUAAAUUUUCGAUAGAAUUCUCGCAACUGCAUAGUUCUGUAGGGAACAGAAUUUGAUCUUUCAUGGUGUUAUAUGCAAAUUCCUUAUUUUAUCUUAAUGCAUUUUGUGGAAUAUCCCACCUUUCUGGAAAAAAAGAGUUUGUGCCUGGACUAGAAAAUAUAUUUGCAGGAAGUGUUCCUUUCUUUCCUCCAUACUUGAAGGAACUCUGCUAACCUCCUGCUUAUUAUGGCUGAAAAUGCUAAGCAAUGUUUAAAUCCAAUCCUCUCUGUUUCAUAUUCUCAUAGCCCUUUUGACUCAGGCUGCAUUUUCACGAUUCGUUGAAGCGCUUAUAUAUUAUUAUUAGUCUUUGGUAUGUAGGAGUUGAAGAACCAGCUGCUAUAAGGUGUUGUUUUCUGAAUAGUUCUUGAAUCUUCUUUUUUAUGAAGGUUGGACUGAACACUUCAUUGUCAAGAUUAAUGAUGGCCAAAGUCGUCGAGUUAGGUGCAUGGCUCCCAAGUGCAAUGCUAUAUGUGAUGAAGCAGUCGUUAGGAAGCUAGUUAACACAAAGGAUCCUGACAUGGCAGACCGAUUUGAGCGUUUUCUCCUAGAAUCAUACAUUGAGGACAAUAAUAAAGUUAAUUGGUGCCCAAGUGUUCCCCAUUGUGGAAAUGCGAUACGUGUUGAUGGCGAUGUCUAUUGCGAGGUGGAAUGUGCGUGUGGCUUACAGUUUUGUUUUGGUUGUCUAUCAGAAGCACACUCUCCAUGCUCAUGUCAAAUGUGGCGACUUUGGGAAAAGAAGUGCCGUGAUGAAUCCGAAACUGUCAAUUGGAUAACAGCUAACACAAAGUCAUGCCCCAAAUGUUUCAAGCAUGUAGAAAAAAACGGUGGCUGCAAUCUUGUUACAUGUAUUUGUGGGCAAGCAUUCUGGUAAGGAUUUCAUAUGCUCUCUUCUUUCCCUUAGUCUUUGUUUAGAUUGUUUUAAUUAUAUUUUUUUUCGUAGCUUCUCAUUAACCACAUUUUUUCAAGAUUAUUUGUUCAGUUCGUCUCCUGACCAUAUCUUGACUGCAUAACCUGCUGGCGGCUGAAGUUUAUCUUUAGUAAAGAGUUCCUAUGCAAAGUAAAUGCUUCAUUCUUUGGGUCCUGAUAGUCACAAAUGAUAUUAGAUGCUGGGAAUUUCUUCACGGAUAUUGACAGUUUGUUUGAACUAUAUGUCUCAUGUUAGUAUUUAGACAGCAGUUGUAUGCUGGAUCAAAGGUCUUGGUUCAGUGGCUCUUGGGCAUAGCUAAAGGCUUAGGUCAUCGAUUCCAUCAUUUACCAAGUAUACAGGUUUCAUUUGGCACGCAUAUCAAACAUAUUCCUCUUUUAGCUGCCAACUGAUCAUAGGAGAACGUCUGCCAAAGCAGAGCGGUGCCAUCAAUUUGACAUCAUAAAACCACUUGAAUCCAUAAAAGAUAUUCUAUGCUAAAUUUUUCUCAUAAAAAUUACAUCUAUCAUGGGGGUUAGAUUUAUUAUAUAUGGCUGCUGGUUCUUAUCAUUUAUUUUUUUAAGUUGUAAAUCAUGUUCUUUUCUUAUAUAACAGAUAUAGGUUUGAUCUUCUAAAAAAACGUUUUUGCAUAUGAACAGAUAUUCUAGUUAGUGUUCUCUAAAACUAUUCAGACGCAAUUUUCCCUCGGAAAUGAAAUGAAUACUGUUAAAAUGCCUUUUAAUCUAAAUUUCAAAUGGAAUUACCCUUUGUGGUCAUGACUACUUUGGUUACUGCGAUGACGAGAAUAAUGGUGUUCUCCACUUCGAAAAAGAACAAAUGGUGACUGACAACAAUAAUAGCUGUGACAGUGCAUUCCCAUGGUUCAGAAGCUCCUCUAGCAAUUGCAAUGGUGUAGAUGAAGGCUUAUAAGUUUUGCUAGUAACAUGAUGGGGAUUCAAAUCGUUUUAAACACUGCUGUUAACAUGUAUGUUAUUAAAUGGUAUUGCGGGUUGUAUUAGGGCAAUUUCUGCAAUAAUAUUGAUGUCUUGAGUAUUUUAUCUUUGAAAAUGAAUUUCUGAGAAGGUCGAGUCUUGAAUUUAAUGUAAGAUGGUAACUGUGAAAAAGCCUUAUAAGUUGAACUUCUCUCCUUGUUUAUCUGGUGCCUUUGAGGGGUGGAGGCCAUGAGAUGAUUUUUAAGUAUGGGAACGUAAGAAGGAAAAGGGACUCAAUUUUAUUGGUUUUUGUUUGCAAGUUUAUUAGAAUAUGGAUCCAAGAGCCUAUUAUCAUGUUAGUGUGAUACAGUACCCCUAAAGACGUUCGCCAUAAGAGAUAAUCUAGAAGCUUCUGCAGUAAACACUGGGAUAGGAACGUGCUGAACAAUAUAAGUACCUCCUCUGUGAAUAAGAGGGGGUAUUGUGGUAGAAGGUCACGAGAGGAAAGGGAGAGUGGGGAAUUCUCUCGAACUAAAUCCUGUCUGUUCAUUGUUUUCUCUGUUUCCUUUGAAUACAUUGUUUGUCUUCCCUUCUUUGUCCAAGAGGAGAGAAGGGGAUCGUAUCAUAGUGUUAGUGUGUUAUGUUGAAGAUGGGCCCAUCCGGCUCAUAUGAGGUCUUAUAAUUAGUGCUUUCUCCUAGUUCAGUACAUAAUUAUAUGAGUUGGGCUUCACUUUUGACAUGGCAUCAGAAGCUAUGGUUGGGGUUUUCCUGAGGUUUCUCAAGCAGUUGUCCCUGGUGCCACCUUCAACCUCUUCUUCUUCAAGUAGCAGGAGGGAAGUGAUUGUGGUUUGCCCCACCUGGUGAUCUGGUGUUCUAUAUUUCUGUCACACAGAUGCCAGUCCUGAUCAUCUUAUUGUUGGACAGAUACGUCUCUAUCCAACUUUUAUCUAACAUGUGGACUCCACAAUUGAGUCCAAUUUUGUCUUUUUCCCUAGAUUUUGUGGUUUGUGGGUUCUGGUUGUUUAAAUACAAAUAUAGAAUUUAUUUACUACAUGUCUGGUUGGAUUUUCCAUUACUAGAAAAUAUGUAAAUAUUAUAUUGGUCUACAGUUGGCUUUGUGGAGCUGCUACUGGAUAUGAACAUACGUGGUCAAGCAUUGCUGGUCACAGCUGUGGACGAUACAAAGACCAAAAGGCCGAGCGAGCAAAGCGCGAACUUCAUCGGUAUAUGCAUUACCAUAAGUUCUACAAGAGUCACACAGAUUCUUGCAAGGAGGAAAGCAAGCUUAAAUCAUCAAUACAGGAAAAGAUCUCUAUUUUAGAGUCUAGGGAGUGGUCAAUGAAAGAUUACAGUUGGGUAAUGAAUGGACUCUACAGGCUGUUCAGAUCAAGGCGUGUUCUUUCAUACUCAUAUCCAUUUGCAUUCUAUAUGUUUGGUGAUGAAAUUUUCAAGGAUGAGAUGACCAAAGAAGAGAGGGAGAUUAAGCAGAAUCUGUUUGAAGACCAACAGCAGCAACUCGAAUGCAAUGUUGAGAGACUAUCCAAGUCUCUCAUGGUGGCAUUGGAUGAGCUUUCUGAAGAAGAGGUUCUGGCGACAAGGAUGAAUAUCAUCAAUUUGUCUGUCCUUGUCGAUCGGCUCUGCCAUAAAAUGUGAGUUUUUUCUAAUUAAAGUUUCUACUUCAUCUUCUCUGCCUAAUUGCAUGGCAUUAAAGUGCUUCAACUUGCAGGUACGAGUGCAUUGAGAAUGAUUUGUUGGGUUCCCUACUCAAUGCAACCCAUAAUAUUGCUCCAUACAAAUCCAAGGGCAUUGAGAGAGCUUCAGAGUUAACAGCUUGGUGGGACUCUGAGCACACCCUGAGGAGCAUGGAGCCCAUCGCUGAUGGCAGAUGCGGCCAUGCUACAAGAAAUACCUCUGGUACGGGAAACCGUCCUCUUCUUGCAUCCCGCUCACUUCCCCUUUUCGAUUUGGAAUCAAUUCUGAAGACUUUUUUCUGUUUAAUGUUAUGUUCUUCUUCGGAGCAAAGGUACCUCAUGAUGCUUUCGGAGCCCAGCUAAUCUAAAUCUGCUGUUUCUAGCCAAUUAAGGAAACGAAAAAUUAGCUAAGCUCAGAAUACUAACUCAUGUACAACAGAAUCAAUCAGUUUUCUCACCCAACCUUACUAAUGAAGAAAAUACCGUUUGGGUCCGCGAGUCGGUUCAUCUCAGGAAUUGCAUUCUCUGUUAGCACUUACUCCUGCUUAAAUACUUGCCAUCCUCCGCACGCUUGAAAUUACUUGCUAUUUUUAUUUUUUUUGUAUUGGUUGAAAUUGCGUAGCUUCACACUAUUGAGGGCUUUGUGUCUGCUGCCGUUCUAUAGAGCCAUCCAUCUCUUGCUGCCACCGACCACUUUAGGAUGAUUACCAGUCCUGCAUGGAUGAACUAUUUUGGGCUGUUUCACGGUUCUUGAACAGUCCUGGGUGGCAAGCCUGGGUGACCAACGGGCCACAGACCCAGACCCUUCGAAAUCUUAAAGACCUGGUCCAGACCAGCCCUUCCAGGAUUUCGCAUGACGAGAUCACAUGGAAUAGAAGUGGGUUGGGAGAGCAGGAGUAGAGGAGAAUGCGAGAGAGUUUGUGUGGAGUAGCCAUGAGGUGAGGAGAACAAAUAACUGAAGAAGUUGCAUCUCCAGGUACUGGAAGAUCAGGAGGCAUCGUAAUCUCAUUGAAGAGUUGUCUCAAAAUAAUAGAUCGGGGGGGUCCUUGCAGGUUGGGUUGAAUGCCUUCAGAGAUAGAUUUGAAUUGGAUAAGAGCAGAGGGUCGAUCGAACAUCCUGGCCAUGCCCUCUCUGGUAGAUAGAAAGCCCAUGGAAGGUUUGGAAACAGGGUUUUUUGCAUCAGAAUAUUCCCAAAAAAAAAAAAGGUUAUGAGAGUCUUUCUAGCUAUGCCUGACUCAGCCCUAGUGAAGUAUGGUCAUUUCACUUACAGCCUUUACAUCUACAUUGACAUGCUAAAAAUCCCCCUCCCCGAGUGAUUGCUGACUUCAAAGAGGGGAUGAUUUCUACGCAACAUCCUCAUGGUUUCUUUCUUUUUUUUUCAUAUUUCUUGGGUUGGCUGUCUUUUUUCUUCCUUUUUUUUUUUUUUUUAAAUUCAGGAGGAGCGGGUGUAUGUGGGCUUUAGCAGAACACCCACGCAUGCGUUGACCUCAACAGAUAUCCCUUCCCCUGCAUCCCAAUCCAACAGUUCAUCCAUCAUCAUCAUGAUCUCUCUCUCUCUGAUUCAUUGGAUUCACUGCUUGCCAUGUUCUGGAGUUCUAACCCGGCGAGGAACAUGAAGAAUCAUGGUGCUUCAAGCAUGGCGGCUGAAUCAUCUUUGAACUCCACAAUGCAGGAGGGGACUCCGAACCCGGCCGGGCUCUCCCUCCCCGUGCGAUGGCGGCGGGCUCUUCCUGCACCGACGAGAGCGGCCGCUCCACCCGGCGGCGCACGAGAACAGAAGCCUUUGGAGAUGGGUUGAUUGACCUCAAUCUGCCCCCCGAUAUGGCAGAGAAGGGGAUGGAGAUCUGA
Spirodela intermedia is the source of this 7780-nucleotide messenger RNA. NCBI's taxonomy places the organism in Eukaryota, Viridiplantae, Streptophyta, Magnoliopsida, Alismatales, Araceae. The record is from the annotation of a GenBank genome assembly.